Molecule: messenger RNA, 678 nt
Organism: Nematocida parisii ERTm1
Lineage: Eukaryota; Fungi; Microsporidia
Exons: 1
Coding region: 1-303 (100 amino acids)
Source: RefSeq, a predicted model, not a curated record
AUGCCAGACUCACAGGAGAAAGAGAAGAAAGCACAGAUUAUUUUAGAAGAAAAUGAGAAAAUGAAAACGCUUAAACGCGCUGUGCUGGAUUUAAAGGACUUAUCUGCUAGAUGCAAUGACGCAGUCACUGAGGAUAUUUCAUACAUCGACCAAGUCAUACAAAAAAGCACAAAGGACAGACUGACCAUCCAGAAUAUUAUGCAGAAGCUGGAUGCAGUGAAGAAAGAUAGCUUUAUGCUUAUUCUAAUAGUCACUGUUGUCGGCCUAGGGGCGCUCUUGUUUAUUGGUCUUCUGUUCAAGUAAAGGGGCCUGGCUGAUAAAAUAUCCAAUUGUCGUGCAAAAGUAUAAAAAUUCACAGAAGUUUCAAAGCAUGAAUGAAACAGCACUUCCAGUAGAGAUACUGCAGGAACAGCGCGCCAAAUCAACAAUACUUCAGAACUGCUUAGAAUCGUCUGUUAACAAAUUGUUGCUUGUUAUAUUUUCGUUUAUGCUAUUUGCCGCUGUCUUUGUUUUGGCUAAUAUUAUUGUUUGCUCUAUCGUCAUUUUUAUAAAGAACUAGUAAGACGAGCAGGCACAAAUAUGCACAUUCUAAUAAGAAGUCAAAAAUACUUAUGCCGCAUUUUAUAGAUAAGUUCACUACGGCAUAAUACAUUCUUCAUUAAUAAAAAUAAAUCCGUU